CGGGAAAGUGCUAAAAGAAGAGGCCCAGCGUGGCCGUGCACCGAGCUUGACUAAAUUUGGAGCGACUCGAAAGCUCUCGUCGGAGAAGGCCAAAGUUGGGAGGCAGCAAAUUGUCGGAAAGAACGUUGGCGAUCGGAAAAGUGCGUUCACUCGACAAUCGUAAAGAGCCUUCCUCGAAGGGCUGGAAGUUUAGGGUUCCGGGACCGAGCAUAUCUUCACCAAUUCCAGCAGCUUGGAACGCAGCUUGGAACGCGACAGGACAGUGGACGACAGAUUUGACUCUGGGAUUGCUCUGCGACUCGCAUCGUCGAACUCGAUGAUCUGAAAAUAUCUGAAAACAGUGAUUGUUUGGGAUUCUGGAGGUUUCCGAGGAGGACUGUGCUGCGGAGCGAGCGUUGUCGUCCCAGGGCUGUGGAGCUGUGUCGUCUGUUUGGGAGUGGAAUCUGCUCUGAUCGCAAAAGGUCGAGGUCAUUAUUGGGGAUGGAUGCCGUGCACAGGUUAUAGAGCAGCUGGAUGCGGCGCAAUUGGAGUUGCAGAGAUGGUGAAUCGAAGACAUUGAGAUCACGGGGCUUGAUCUCUUUGGGGACCUGAACCUCGAAGGCAUUCUUAGCUGACAUUUGCAAUCCAGAUUUCACUCUGUUGAGUAGUGGAGACUGAAACUCCGUUGUGGAAUUCGAAGCAGAACUAAAGUAACUGCUUUGGAUCGGGGGGGACAGCAACGCAAUUUUCCAAUUCCUUAUUCAAGAAGCGUGCAGCGAGGUAGCGGAAAGUUGUACGCAUAUUGCACUCCCCGGGAUUUUUCGAAUAGUGGGAAAGCAGGGGCAAUGUCCGCCGUGGCGGACGGAGGGGUUGGGGCAGGGGUUCACGAGGUGCUAGGCGAGCGUGCCAAGGAUGUGGACGACACGAUCCUGGAUUACAUUGUCAACGUGCUGAAGGAUGAGACUUUUGAAUUUGGAUGGAAGGGGGAGGGCGCCUUCGAGGCUGUGGGGGCUCUACUUGUCGAUUCAGGAUGUGUUGAGGAUGAAGCAGAGGCCCGCACGGUGUGUGGGAAGCUGGCGGAAAAAUUUGCCAGGGAUGUCAAAACUCAGGGAGGAUAUCGAAAGCUAGCAACAUCAGUGAGAAUGUCCGAUGGAAUGCCCGAAACGGAGGAGUACAGGACUCAGGAGCCAACUCAGGCCCCUCCCCAGAUUUCUGAACGAGAUCAAGCGAAAAUGGAGAGGCGGAGAAGAAAAGAAGAAAGGCAGAGACUGGCCGAUUAUGAAGCCCACUUGGCCGCUGCUGAGGCCUCUACUGCUGGAAUGCCAGCUGUCAUGGUCAAUCACGGUGGUGUUGGAGAGGGUAGUGUUCCUAAAGAUAUUCGUCUGGAGAACUUUAGUAUCUCAUUGGGUGGUAAAGAGCUUAUAAACUCAGCCACAGUAACUCUCGCUUACGGAAGGCGUUAUGGUUUGGUUGGGAGAAACGGAACAGGAAAAACGACUUUGUUAAAACACAUGGCUAUGCACGCGAUUGAUGGCAUACCAAAGAAUUGUCAGAUUCUACACGUUGAACAAGAAGUUGUCGGGGAUGACACUACUGUUCUACAGUGUGUACUCAGCUCAGACAUUGAGCGGUCCGCACUUAUGGAAGAAGAGGCCCAAUUAGCGCAGCAGAGGGACCCUACCACUAUCAACACCACAGCUGGGGCUAAAGUCAAUGGUUCUGCACCUUUGAUAAUGAAGGACGGCACGGAUGCCGUAGAGCAAGAUACUAAGCCACAAGACAUUGAUAUGUCCAAAGCGGAAUCCAAAGAUCCAGUGUCAGAAAGAUUGGCUCAAAUUUAUAAAAGGUUGGAGCAGAUCGAUGCAUAUUCAGCCGAAGCGCGGGCUGCUUCUAUCUUAGCCGGUUUGAGUUUUACAUCAGAGAUGCAGCAGCGGAAGACUAAAACAUUUUCUGGCGGUUGGCGAAUGAGAGUUGCCCUUGCCCGAGCUCUCUUUGUAGAGCCCGACCUUCUUUUACUUGACGAGCCUACAAACCAUCUGGAUCUUCAUGCCGUGCUGUGGCUGGAGAAUUACCUGUUAAAGUGGCCGAAGACAUUGAUUGUGGUUUCUCACGCGCGAGAGUUUUUGAAUACGGUUGUCACAGAUGUAUUGCACCUUCAUAAUCAAAUUAUUACAGUAUACAAGGGAGAUUAUGACACCUUCGAAAGAACUCGCGACGAACGGCUAAGGAAUCAACAGAAGGCCCAUGAAGCCAACGAACGUACUCGCUCUCACAUUCAGGCCUUCGUAGAUAAGUUCCGGUAUAAUGCGAAACGAGCUUCCCUUGUACAGUCUCGUAUCAAGGCCUUGGAACGUAUUGGCCACGUCGAUGCUGUAAUCAAUGACCCAGACUACAAAUUCGAGUUUCCUACUCCUGAGGACAAACCGAGUGCUCCUAUUAUAAGCUUCAGUGAUGCUACAUUUGGCUAUCCUGGGGGACCUUUGCUUUUCAAGAAUCUCAACUUUGGCAUAGACCUCGACAGUCGGCUAGCAAUGGUCGGGCCCAACGGUAUCGGAAAGUCAACUCUCUUGAAAUUGAUAUCAGGAGAGCUGGAACCCAUCUCUGGAUCCAUUUUUCGAUCUGCAAAAGUUCGUAUGGCAGUGUUUAGUCAACAUCACGUGGAUGGACUUGAUCUUUCUUCUACACCUCUGCUGUACAUGGCGAAAUGUUUCCCUGGUGUAAUGGAACAAAGGCUGCGCUCUCAUCUGGGUUCAUUUGGAAUCUCCGGAAAUCUUGCUUUGCAAGCCAUGUAUACCCUUUCAGGAGGACAAAAGAGUCGAGUAGCAUUUGCAAAAAUCACCUUCAACAGACCUCAUAUUCUUCUUCUUGACGAGCCCUCCAACCAUUUGGAUCUUGAUGCUGUGGAGGCUCUCAUCGGUGGACUGGCAAUGUUCCAAGGAGGAGUGUUAAUGGUUAGUCACGAUGAGCAUCUAAUAUCGGGCAGUGUGGAUGAGCUUUGGGUCGUUUCUGACGGAAAAGCGACUCCAUUCCAUGGCACAUUUAAGGAAUACAAGAAAACUCUUCGAGUGACAUAGUCAGCACUAAGUCAGUCUCGCUUGUUCUUUAUCCUGUCAUAGGGAUACAUUGCCUUCAACUAAUCAAGGCAUCAACAUUCCUCGUGGAAGUUGAAAGUUUUGUUAAUGUGGGGAAAGCGAAUCGCUCCAAUGAUCAUUACUGCGAUUGGACUUUUCAUUUUCUUCCGCAUAUAGGUCAAACUAGCUAUAUGAUAUCUAUCAGCACAUUUUGUACACCGCACUAGCAACGUUUCUCGUAGUUUUGAAGCUAGUAGCUAUUUGUGUAGCCUGAGAAAUUGAGUUCUUUUACUUGUGACUAAAGCACGGGAGAUAAUUUUUCGGUAGGCUCAAAAUGUAGACAUCUAAUUCAAUUCGUUUGAAACACAGUUCUUUUGGGCUGCAUGCGUCAUGAUUUUCCAUUUGAA
This is a messenger RNA of Marchantia polymorpha subsp. ruderalis, 3457 nucleotides long. Lineage: Eukaryota; Viridiplantae; Streptophyta; Marchantiopsida; Marchantiales; Marchantiaceae. The record is from the annotation of a GenBank genome assembly.